Molecule: messenger RNA, 1377 nt
Organism: Eurytemora carolleeae
Lineage: Eukaryota; Metazoa; Arthropoda; Copepoda; Calanoida; Temoridae
Product: calphotin-like
Exons: 1
Biological process (GO): transmembrane transport
Cellular component (GO): membrane
Source: RefSeq, a predicted model, not a curated record
UUGCUGCCUGUCCUGGUCCCUGUCCUGAUUCCUUUCCUGAUUCCUGUCCUUAUUCCUAUCCUGGUUUCUGUCCUGAUUCCAGUCCUGGUCCCUGUCCUGAUUCCUAUCAUGGUUCCUGUCCUGAUUCCAGUCCUGGUCCCUUUCCUGAUUGCUGUCCUGAUUCCUGUCCUGAUUCCUGUCCUGAUUCCUGUCCUGAUUCCUGUCCUUAUUCCUAUCCUGAUUCCUGUCCUGAUGCCAGUUCUGAUUCCUGUCCUGAUUCCUAUCCUGGUUCCUGUCCUGAUUCCAGUCCUGGGCCCUGUCCUGAUUUCUGUCCUGAUUCCUGUCCUGAUUCCUGUCUUGAUUCCUGUCUUGAUUCCUGUCCAGAUUCCUGUCUUGAUUCCUGUCCUGAUUCCUGUCCUGAUUCCUGUCCUGAUUUCUGUCUUGAUUCCUGUCCUGAUUCCUGUCCUGAUUCCUGUCCUGAUUUCUGUCCUGAUUCCUGUCCUGAUUUCUGUCGUGAUUCCUGUCCUGAUUCUUGUCCUGAUUCCUGUACUAAUUCCUGUCCUGAUUCCUGUCCUGAUUCCUGUCCUGAUUCCUGUCCUGACUCCUAUCCUGAUUCUUGUCCUGAUUCCUUUCCUAAUUCCUGUCCUGAUUCCUGUCCUGAUUCUUGUCCUGAUUCCUCUCCUGAUUCCUCUCCUGAUUCCUGUCCUGAUUCCUAUCCUGAUUCCUGUCCUGAUUCCUGUCCUGAUUCCUGUCCUGAUUACUGUCCUGAUUCCUGUCCUGAUUCCUGUCCUGAUUCCUGUCCUGAUUCCUGUCCUAAUUUCUGCCCUGAUUCCUGUCCUGAUUCCAAUCCUGACUCUUGUCCUGAUUCCUGUCCUGAUUAUUGUCCUGAUUCCUGUCCUGAUUCCUGUCCUGAUUCUUGUCCUGAUUCCUGUUCUGAUUCCUAUCCUGAUUCCUGUCCUGAUUCCUGUCCUGAUGCCUGUCCUGAUUCCUGUCCUGAUUCCUAUCCUGAUUCCUGUCCUGAAACCUGUCCUGAUUCCUAUCCUGAUUCCUGUCCUGAUUCCUGUCCUAUUUCCUGUCCUGAUUCCUGUCCUUAUUCCUGUCCUGAUUCUUGUCCUGAUUCCUGUCCUGAUUCCUGUCCUGAUUCAUGUCCUGAUUCCUAUCCUGAUUCUUGUCCUGAUUCCUGUCCUGAUUCCUGUCCUGAUUCUUGUCCUGAUUCCUGUCCUGAUUCCCGUCCUGAUUUUUGUCCUGAUUCCUGUUCUGAUUCCUAUCCUGAUUCCUGUCCUGAUUCCUGUCCUGAUGCCUGUCCUGAUUCCUGUCCUGAUUCCUAUCCUGAUUCCUGUCCUGAUUCCUGUAAGUAAAGUUAGAAACAAGCUAGACAUGUAUGAUGUACAUGUCUAG